Molecule: messenger RNA, 1309 nt
Organism: Momordica charantia (bitter melon)
Lineage: Eukaryota; Viridiplantae; Streptophyta; Magnoliopsida; Cucurbitales; Cucurbitaceae
Product: plant/protein
Source: RefSeq, a predicted model, not a curated record
UUCGGAUGAGGUCGUUGGGCCGUCUCGUCGUCGUCUGGGUUAUUUCCGCGGCGGUGGCGGCGGUGAAGGUGGGAAACAUUUCGAAGGUGGAAGACGCGGUGAAUUUCAGGAUUUAUUACGGACAGUCAUUUAAAGUCAUUAAGAACGCCAUUGACGGCAGCAGCUACCUUCUCAUGCAGAAUAAUUCAAAGAUGGGGGGAAGAACCAAAUAUUGCACUCCAAGGAUCAAAUCUUACGUCAUCCCUUUGACCAAUUACACUGUUGAUACCCACCUUUUUCCAGUUUCCUUCUUCGAGCUGCUAGGGGUAGUGGGAAGUUUGAAGGGCAUAACGACGUCGGCCACGUUGGCGUCGGAGUGCGUACUAAAGCAAUACGAAAAAGGGGAAAUUCAGAUUAUAAACAACACGGAUGCGCUACAGCUGGCACAGUUCUCGGCCCACUUCGUUGCUGACGUGGACCAACAACAGCUCUGCAAUUUUGCCGCCUUUCUUCCUUCCUCUGAGGAUACGCCUUUGCAAAGGGCAGAGUGGAUAAAAUUCUUGGGAGUUUUUGCAAACCUUGAAGCAAGAGCCAGUCAAAUUUACACCGCGAUGAAAGAAAAUUACAUGUGCCUGAAGAACAUAGCAACCACCAGAAAGACUUUCAAACCCAUAGUUGCUUGGAUCGGUUAUUAUGACGGCAUAUGGUCUUUCACGAAGGACUCCUACAAGCUCAAGUACAUAGAAGAUGCAGGAGGAGAGAAUGUGGACGAAUCCAUCAACAAAAUCACUUACAACGUCUCUAAUCCUGACGAUUUAGAUGCCUUUCACGGCAUCCUCUGCACGGUGGAGGUGGUGAUCGACGAAACAUACGUGUCAGAUCCAACGGCGUACAAGGUGUCCACGUUUCUGGAUCUGACGAACAUCGAAGACCAAUCUUGCCUCUCUUUUGUUUCCUCACAGAGCAUUUGGAGAUUCGAUAAACGAUUUCACAACUCCACCGCUCUCGCUCUCGAUUGGUUCGACGGAGCAAUCUCGCAGCCGCAGUUGGUAUUGGCAGACGUCAUUGAGGUUUUGUUCCCUACGGCCAAUUACACAACAACCUAUUUUAGGAAUUUGGCUAAGGAGGGAGUUUCAAAUAUUAGUUCAGAAAUGUGUGAGAGAGAUAUUUCCUCUGCAUUGGAGCCCACCAUCAUAGCCUGUGGAUGAUUAUUAUUAUUAUUAUUUUUUUAAUUUUUACCUUCUCUUGAUAUUUUACUAAUUUUAAUUUUUAGACCCUUUGAUUGAAUCUCAUAAUCGUGUGGAUGCUUUUAGGAUAAAUACUUUCUAAA